Molecule: messenger RNA, 1619 nt
Organism: Zeugodacus cucurbitae (melon fly)
Lineage: Eukaryota; Metazoa; Arthropoda; Insecta; Diptera; Tephritidae
Gene: speck
Product: arylalkylamine N-acetyltransferase 1
Exons: 4
Coding region: 601-1452 (283 amino acids)
Molecular function (GO): N-acetyltransferase activity
Source: RefSeq, a predicted model, not a curated record
AAUAUUUACCCAGUCGUUGAUCGUUUUCAGUGAACCGAGUGCGCAAAGCGAUUGCCAAUCGAAUACAAUCAAUCGAAACUACAAUGUUCUAUUGAACAAACAUACGUUAGACAAACACGGCCAAUAACGCGGACAGACACAAACGCAGCUAAAUUAAAUAGCUAAAUUAAAAGGACAUUCAAAAGCUUUUACAUUACUUUCCACUUCAAUUAGAGAUUUCAAAGAUCAAAGUGUAUUCAAACGCCGGUAUAGUGGCGCUGGUGCGUGCGAGCAUAAAUUUAUGUGUCAGACAAGAGUAUCGACUUGUGCAAAUGCUAAUCGUUUAAAUUUCAAAUAAACAAACAGAACUCUUAAAGAAAUUGAAUUUUCGAAAUUUUUCGCUUCCAUUAGCGUCGUUGUGUGUGGGGCACAGUGAUUUAGUGCUUUUGUGUUCUUGCUCUUUGACGCAGCAACAAACUCUGAAAUCACCAAAAGUCAGCGCGAUAACGCGAGAAAAGCAAAAAUAGGAAAACAAAUAAGAAAAUCGCUAGCAAAACAAAUCGUGCUGACAUCGAAUUUGAAUAUCACACAGCCGCAGAAUAAAUAAAUAAACAGUGCAAAAUGGAAAUACAGAAUUUGCACGAACCAACAAUGUUGGGGAAUAAGAGGAAUUUCGCGAAAAAAGACGCGAUUAUCCUUGAGGCGCGGUACACGUUGUCGGAUCUGUACCCAAUACGAAGGCUAACACAAAAGAUGGAUAAUGUACUGAAUAUAACCGGUGUAACACAGUCCAAACCUCCAGCUUCCACCCCCUAUACAGUGGAACUCAUUACCGACAAGGAUAAGGAGGCAGUAUUAGCGAUGCUGCGGAGAUUUUUUUUCAAGGAUGAACCGCUUAAUAAAUUUCUGGAUUUGGGUGAUUGUAAGGAGCUGGAGGAAUAUACGCUGAAAUGUGUUAAGGAUAAUUGUUCCUUCAAAGCCGUUCACAACAACGGUGAUUUGAUCGGAAUUUUCCUUAAUGGACUUUUGAAAAGAUCUCCACCAGUCGCAAAUCCGGAUGAAAAAGCAGCCGAUUCUUGCCAGCACGCGAAGUUCAAGAAGAUACUGGCGCUUUUUGAAAGAAUCGAGGAGAAUUUUAACGUUUUCGAUUUGUAUCCCGACACCGACGUUAUACUCGACGGAAAAAUACUUUCAGUCAAUACCGAAUAUCGUGGUCUCGGCAUCGCUGGACGUCUCACUGAAAGCACCCUGGAUUACAUGAAGGAGCACAAUAUUCCGGUAAUGCAUGUACUGUGUUCCAGCCACUAUUCGGCCCGUGUUAUGGAGAAACUUGGCUUCCAUGAAGUAUACAGUCUCAAUUAUUCCGAUUACAAAGUCAAUGGUGAAGUGGUGUUCACACCAGCAGAACCCCAUGUGGCCGCACGUAUUUUGGUCAAAGAGAUCGCGGACGUCAAUCGCAGGAGCACACUGUAAAUAUUCCCGGAGUGACUGAGCAGUGUGGCCACUUUACUAUGUCAAUUGGUUGUAAACAAAUUUUUAAAUGUGAAGAAUAAAUGUUAUUUAGUUAUUAAUAUUAACCACUUGGUGAGGGUGUAAUUCAAUUAAAAAGUACAAUAAAUAAAUGUUACUAACCACACAUA